Molecule: messenger RNA, 336 nt
Organism: Cooperia oncophora
Lineage: Eukaryota; Metazoa; Nematoda; Chromadorea; Rhabditida; Trichostrongylidae
Source: the annotation of a GenBank genome assembly
AUGGGCUACGAGGUCAGCGUUAAACCUCCAAAAUGUCGCAUCACUGCGGGUGGUGGUACAUCAAAACACACAAUCAUUAAUCACUGUGCUAGAAAUCUUGCGUACAGGUUAGUUUUUGCUCCUAACUCAAAAUACUCAGUUGCUCCUGAAAAGGCGGUGGGUGUCAUUGAAAUAGGCCGUACAGUGGACAUCGAAAUCGUACGACAGCCAGGUAGAGGACCACAAGAAGAAAUGGUAGUCGAGUACUUCCCUGUGAGUGCGACCGGUGAUGCUAGCAAAAGUACAUAUGGUGAAUUGGCUGGGAAAACCAUUGUGAAAUUGACACCUGAUGGGUAG